AUGAACCCAUUCAAAGGUGUUUCUAGUGGACGCAGUAAGCACAAGUCAAAAUCGGCAAAGGUUGAAGUCAAGCAAGAGCCGGUGAUUAAGGAAGAGCCCAGCGACGUUGACGGUGUCAUGAACAUACCACGGCCGAGAGUUGGUGGAAGAUAUCGAGCGAAUUACGGAGGACCGGUCGACUUUGGCUGUGACUUCGAUGAGAUAAAGGAUGAAAUAAAAUGCGAAGAAGAAGAGACAGGUAAAGAGAAAGACUCGACACCACGUGAACGAUCGAAUGACGGAGCUGCCAACGAUGAUGACAAUGAAGAUCCAAUGGGUUAUGCAAUCGAUGUGCAACCACCGCAACCGGUCAGCAGCAGAAAGAAACGGAAUGGAAGCGCCAAAAAACGAAACAAACGGACGAUUCCCAGGAAUCGAGCAGCCAAAAAGCAAAAGAAGCACAAAUGCCAUGUGUGCAAUCAUUUGGCAAGCUGCAAGUAUGCACUCAUGGAACACUUCCAAAUUCACACUGGAGAAAAACCGUUUCAGUGUGAUAUUUGUUUGAAGUCCUUUGCACGAAAAGAUGCUUUG
Sitodiplosis mosellana (orange wheat blossom midge) is the source of this 570-nucleotide messenger RNA. Its product is annotated as zinc finger and BTB domain-containing protein 41-like. Gene Ontology annotation, cellular component: nucleus. The transcript has a single exon. Gene Ontology annotation, biological process: regulation of transcription by RNA polymerase II. NCBI's taxonomy places the organism in Eukaryota, Metazoa, Arthropoda, Insecta, Diptera, Cecidomyiidae. Gene Ontology annotation, molecular function: RNA polymerase II cis-regulatory region sequence-specific DNA binding; DNA-binding transcription factor activity, RNA polymerase II-specific. The record is from RefSeq and is a predicted model, not a curated record. The annotation marks the transcript as partial.